Messenger RNA from Limanda limanda (common dab), 728 nucleotides. Its product is annotated as cornifelin homolog A-like. Bases 119 to 481 code for a protein of 120 amino acids. Lineage: Eukaryota; Metazoa; Chordata; Actinopteri; Pleuronectiformes; Pleuronectidae. The record is from RefSeq and is a predicted model, not a curated record. The transcript is spliced from 4 exons.
GAAUGUGUCUGUCAGGAAAUCUUCUCUCCAGUCCGACCAGUUUGUCAGGUUUGCUUCACACCUCGUCCAAUCAGAGCAGCUGAAUCAGUCUCAGCCCGACACUCACACAGGUGCGAGGAUGUGGCCUGAGGCUCCGAUCAUGUCCUCAGAUGAAGAUGAGUGGACGGCUGGGAUCUGUGACUGCUGCCGUAACACCAAACAGUGUUGUUGUCUGUUCUGGUGUUGUCCCUGCUUCGCCUGUAAAACCUCUCAACAGAUGGGUCAGUGUUUGUGUCUCCCCCUGCUGGACGUCUUCGGCUGCUUCCGUCCCAUCACCAUGUCCAUCAGGACAUCCACUCGCCAUCGCUACGGAAUCAAGGGCAGCCUGUGCAGGGACUGCCUCUGCUCCUCCUUCUGUCCCUCCUGUGUGUGGGGACAGGUGUCCUCAGAGAUGUCCAGCAGGACGCUUCCCACCGUUCUGAGUGACAUCUUCCAGCGCUGAUGACGUCAUCACUGCUCCUCAGCACGGCCUGAUUGGUCUGUGGAGGGAAAUGUGAUUGUAAAAUAAUAAUAUGAUAAUUUUUUUGAGCCAGUUGUUUAUAUUUGUAUUUUUUUAUUCUCAUUAAAUGUGUCUGCUAUCUUUGAAAUAAAAGGUAUAAGUAAAACUGCAGAAGACCAAGCGGGCUUCCUGUGGCUGCUACCGGAAGUGUACUCUUCAGGAGGAUUACCACGUGAUACACGUAUAAGAA